Molecule: messenger RNA, 825 nt
Organism: Coniosporium apollinis CBS 100218
Lineage: Eukaryota; Fungi; Ascomycota; Dothideomycetes
Exons: 2
Coding region: 1-825 (274 amino acids)
Source: RefSeq, a predicted model, not a curated record
AUGGACUCUCACACCUAUCCCAAGGGAACAGCUAACAGCGUCAAUCGCUACAGAAAUCGAGCAACCUACGAUGCCCCAACCAUCCACGCCCUCGUCAACUCCACCCCCGUCCUCCACGUCUCCUUCGUGCCCGACCUGACAACCCCCGUCCCAGCCAUCCUCCCCAUGAUCGGCAAAAUGGGGCUCUACCCCCCAAACGCCUCUCUUGACAACGACGCAGAGAGCUGCUACCUCCACGGCUACGUCUCCUCGCGCCUCAUGAAGCUGGCCACCACGUCUCAUUCUCCCGACGGCGACCCAGGUCUCCCUGUUUGCGUCGCCGCCACCAAGGUAGACGGGCUCGUGCUGUCCCUGACGCCGAACUCGCAUAGCUACAACUAUCGCUCUGCGGUGCUGUUUGGGGUUGCGACGCUCGUGGAGGACGUGGACGAGAAGUUGUGGGCCAUGGAACUGAUUACCAACGCGGUGGUGCCGGAGCGUUGGAAGAAUACCCGUGUACCGCCGGAUGGCGCGGAGAUGCAGUCGACGCGGAUAUUGAAAGUGAGGGUUACGGGGGCGAGUGGGAAGGUGAGGGAGGGCGGGCCCAAUGAUGAGAGGAAGGAUAUGAAGAGAGAGGAGGUGCUGGACAGUGUCUGGACGGGAGUGGUGCCGCGCUGGGAGGUGCUGGGGAAGCCGGUGGCGAGUUCGUAUAAUAGGGUCGAGAAGGUGCCGGAGUAUUUGGGGACUUUUGUGCAGGAAGAGAAUGAGAGGAGAGAGAUGGAGGCGAAGGAUGCCGCUGUUAAGGUGGCGCCGCAGAGAAAGUCCAAGAAGACCGAGGAGGACUAA